Messenger RNA from Halichondria panicea, 5193 nucleotides. RefSeq lists its product as uncharacterized. The coding region runs from base 80 to 2143 and encodes 687 amino acids. The transcript is spliced from 17 exons. NCBI's taxonomy places the organism in Eukaryota, Metazoa, Porifera, Demospongiae, Suberitida, Halichondriidae. Gene Ontology annotation, cellular component: lysosomal membrane; BLOC-2 complex. The record is from RefSeq and is a predicted model, not a curated record. Gene Ontology annotation, biological process: lysosome localization; organelle organization; protein localization to membrane.
AAACAAACAUUGCUGAUUCAGCAUCUCCUGUACUUCUUCUUAUACAAGAUACCUCAAAAAGCCUCAGGAAUUACCGACUAUGCCCUUGUUUGAGCUGCAGAGAAUCUGGGACGCCUGGCCCAACAUCUACAACCAUCAGGUAUUGAGGGAACUGUUCCGGCAGAUCUCCACUCCCAGUGUUGAGGCUGACGGAGACACGUGUCACGUGAUCGAUGAUGUCACGGUGAUACCUGGUCAUGUGUUUGUGAGCACUCUACCAAAGCAGUCAAGUUUAACAGACGAAAUAAAUGACGGUAUGGCCCAACUCUAUGCCUUCAGCCGUGUGCCUUUGAGGGAGGAGCCUACAUCACAUGACCAUCACAUGACCCCCUACCUACUGCCGUUGAACAACCAAUGCAAGCGAGUGAUCAAUGUCAUUGAUUUAACUGUUGGGACCUCGCAAAGAAUCACCGUGCUUCAGGAUUGCGGAAUACUGUCAUCUUUUGAGUAUAACUCGACCAAGUUCGCAUGGGAACUAAGAGAGGAGAUUCCGUUUUCAUCAACUACCGACUAUUCUGUUCACGAGGCUACACUCCACACACCCACUAGUAAACUCGUGUUCGUUGAACACCCACACACCCCUCACACAUCACACUCCUCACAAGUCACAGUCCGAUCACUAGACUACCCCUCGAACGGAUCUGUAGAUCUCGGCCCCCCAAAAGUGAUACUCAGAAAUUCACCUCCUUUCAAACUGACAUGUUUUGAGGAAGGCAUCGCCCUCUUACCCACUACAACCCCGUAUCCUAAAGGACUACUGUUAUUCUGGACACCUGCUGUGCCUGGUGAGCUGAGUGCUAUGGUGUGGGGCUCACACAGGACACUACCAUCUCUGCUAGUGGGCGUGGCCUCAAGGACCACCUCUUUCAAAACCCUCACCCUGAGGUUGGCUGGAUAUUGGAGCAAAGAUUUGUCUGGGCCGAGCCUGGUUUCCGUGGAUACCAACUCUCAUACAAGACAGCUUUUAGCUCUGGCCAGUGAUGGAACUGUCCACAGUAUAUCAGUCAACAAGCAAGGUUUAAUUGCGACAUCUCAGCUGACACGACUGUCGGAUUUUGCUCAACAAAACCCCUCCCCCUCCAAUAUAUUCACCACUCCCCACCGCUACACUAAGCCACACCUCUUCUGCGUACACACCUACUAUGGCUACUGUCUCAAAGGAGUGCUGAGAAUUUACGAUAAGUUCACUGGAGAGUUUGUGUGGGAGUGUGAUGAUCAUGAGGGGGCGGGGUCAAUGCUGUGGACCACAUCCACCACCCCGGCAUUCUGUGGUGUCCAUGGAAACAGCGGACUAUGGUUGCUGAGAAGUCAUAAAAUUGCAGAUCAUGCUCAUUUUAUGGCCACAGCUUUGUUCCCAAUAGCCACCAAUGCCGAUGAAACAACUCCUGGUGAAUACCUGGACAGUGGUCAGUUACUAGCUGCUAAACUGUCUCAGCUCUGGAACCUCCACCUCCUCGUCACACGCUACUCACUAGAGGGGGUAUUCGAUGUUGUCAAGGCUAAUGUGGAUGAGAAUGAGUCAGCUGUUAAAGAGUCUUUCCUACCACAGCCACAUCACGAGUUAAUUCGCUUACUGAGUGAGAACUCUGCCCUACAAAACCCUGCUCUUAUAGUAGCCCUGUUGGCCGAAUACCCAGAGUUCAGACAGCAACUGAGCGAGUGUGUGGGCACAUUCCUCAACCGGUACCAUAGCAACGGCUCGUCCGACAAGGACCUUUUGACUCCACUCAAUGCUGAUAUAGUUCCUUUGUUGGAAGAGUUUCUUCAGUUGUGUCACGAGUUUGAGUCAGGACUAGAGCAACUAGAGCAACCCAAUGACGGUGGUGUGAGUGUGGACGUUCGUGCUGAAUUAUGUAAAUUCCUGAAAAGCUCCGAGUCAGAGAGUGUGUCUGACGGAGAAGUCAAAGCAUCGUCAAGAGCUCUGUUCCAUUCUCUGUGUGCGAGAGACACGGAACAAGCGUUGCUAGGCAUCAGAGAUUUCUUUGAUGUGGACAACUUUGAAAAAGCUAUCGAGGAGCUGGAGGCUGGUAGUUGGUCGUCAACCAGAAACAUAUACAAAGAACAAAAAGACAAAAAAAAAAAGUCUAUUUGGUCCAUUGACUAAAUUUAUCAGUCAGAGACUUGAGGCUGCUCUCGACCUUUGACCCUUCGUCCCUGACGACGGCCUCACAAGCACUUUUAACGGCACUGUUCCACGAUUGUGUGAGGGAGGAGCAAAGAGCACCCACCUCAAUCUGAUUGGCCGCCAGUCUAUCGGUCUGGGCCUGUAGUGAAGGAAUAAACAUUGGAAUUAUCUACUUGUGUGAUAAGGAAUGAGUGGGCGUGUGUGAGCGUGGGCGUAUGUGUGUGUGAUGUGUGAGGGUUCUUACAGAUUGUAUAUGCUCCAUUGGCGGAUAUUCUAUCUCUCUCAGGUUAGAAAUGGACUCUUGUACUUUAUCGAGUUUCUCACGGCUAUCAGAUGAAUCAGACCAUGCUCCAGCCUUCACUGUACCAUAGGUGACCCCUCCAGCCACUGUCACGCGUAUAGCCAUAGGCACAAGACUAAUAGUUCUAAACACAAAUGCCAUCUUCCUUCCUAAUUAAAAUAAUAGUCUCGCGAGUGACACAAGCAUAGUAUCUAUGACAUGUGACACGAGCCUGCUCGCAAGACUACUUCCAUAUCUUUUUUUUUUUUUUCCCUUCAUGUAUUAAAUAUCAAAAAGUACAAAUGUACAAGAGCAACAGACCAAAAAAUAAGAGGGGGGGGCAUACAGUUUAGCGGAUAUCAUCCACUGAAGGAGGUAAAGUUUGUUUGCCACAGGCAGGCAUUUCCUCUCCAAAGUGCAAUGGCCAGGCGAUGAAACAGAUGCUUCUUGGUGGAGGAUGUGGAAUGUGUCACGGUUACUCUCCGGUCGAUGGCAUUUCCGAUGGCACCUAUGAUGUUGAUUGUUUCUUCGCCUAGACCUCCUAGUGUUUCUGCCACAAUGGGAAUGAAGUUUACACCUAUGGAGCGGCAAGCCUGUAGAUGGGUGGUGAGCUUGCGCCUUACUCCAACUUCUAGGGCGUGUCCAGGGGAGAAGGCAGCUUCAUGAAUGAGGGUUUGCUGGAGCGGUGAAAUUACAUGGACGUCCAAGGCAGCGGGCCUGCCGCCUUGCCAAGUUGGGAGGAAGACGUCAGCGGGUCUUGACAGGGAUUCUGGGAUUAAACCUUGGGCCUCGCGGGAUGGUCCGAGAGCUGCAGAUUGAGCGGCUGAGAAAAUGACAUCUCUGACCGCAUUGUGGCGGGUGAUUCUGUCUCCAUUUCCGCCACAGCCAACUUGAUGGUCACCAUACUCGUCGGCGGAGGUGCGACAUGCUGGGCAGAGGUGGGGGGCACUGUGGAGAGGGAUGCCGAGCCAAUAUUUCAAGCAGCUGUUGAAUUCCUUGUCCUGCAUGUGGAGGCCAAGCACAUCUGAUGGCACCCCGUUCAACCAAUCUCCAGCAUGGGGUAGAGCAGACGAGUUUGCCUAAGCACGAGCCCUGGUUGAAGGUGAUGUGUCCAAGAGGUUUUGGUACAUGGCUUCAUCAAUGGCACAGGACAAGUGGCGCUGACGUAGAGGGAUCAGUGUCUAUGUCAUCGAGAUCGAUUUUAAAGUAGGUCUCUCUCCAUCUCUCUCCAUCCGAUCUCCUAACUGUCCAAAUUAACUGUUCUAACUUUUCUAGCUAUCCGAUCAAGCAUCAAGCACACUCACCAAGGAGCAAACCAAAGUACUUUUGUUUGAGUGUGAGUUGUGAGUCAGUGUGCAUCUAUUGGAGAGGCACAACCUUUACCGUACCGAUGGCAUCUCAACCUACCACUCACCCUCGCCGAUGCUGUCGUUGUAAUGGCAAUGCUAAAUGUCUCCGCUGUGCUUGUGUCAGAGAGGGCUCUCCUUGCACUAGUUGCCUACCAGGAGACGGUGGAUAUUGCCACAAUCCAGGAAUUCAGCCUCCUGGCAGCCAACCUCCACCCCGUAUUCUAUCACAACCUGGCAUACCUCCUGCUCCUAUCCCCCCACCACCCCGCUCAAUACUCAGGACUGUAGACUCCCCCCACUAGCAACUGUUAUCCAGACAUCAAUCCCCACCCUCAAACACGUGCCAAAGGGUGCUCGUGACAGAUGGGCUCGAGUGUUGAAAGACUGUAUCUCUACCAUUUUCAACUCCCCAGAUAACCCCUCUCACUGGACAACCUUAUUUUUGCUCGCCAAAUGUGUUCUUGUUAGCCCUGCCUCUGGCUACCGCCUCUGCUGGAGAGACAUCUUAAAGCUUGUCAAUUCGCGUAUCACCCGCUGGCUGGAUGGGGACCAGGAAACCCUAUGGCAGGAAGUAAUAUCCUCCGCCAAGGCUUUCACUAAACGAUCAGCGUCUCUCCCUCCGAACGGCACUAACACAACAGGUCAAGAACGCAACGUAAGACGUGCCAAAUCGAUGGCCCAGGAUGGUUUAUACAGCAAGUCAAUCCAAGCCCUCACCUCCACCGGCCUGGCCAAUCCAUCUGACACAAUCUUCGAUGAGCUAAACACCCUCAAGGCCCUCCUGCAUCUGCACCACCUGAUCCACCUCCGCCUUCAGUGACCAUUUCGGAAUCCACUGUCCUCAAAUGCUUCCCUAAAUCUAUGCUGCGCAUGCGCAUCAAAACAACCAUGCUGCGCAUGCGCAACCAAGGUGGUCAAAACCUGACUAACCGGACUGAUGAGCCAGUGCAGCUAGGCCGUAGCACUGCCUAGUCUCGAGGCCAGACUCCUCCCGGGGAGAGAGUAGUCUGGCAAACAGAGUCACUUUUCUUGGUUUUUAGACAGUUACAAAUGGGCGUGGCGGAAAUGGGCGUGGUGACGAUGCUAAAACUGGCUGGCUAUUAUCUCUACUCCCGUACAGAUUUAGUGAGAUUUGAAAGAUUUUCUGUACUUGAAAUAACAUUUUUAGUUGAUGUAUACCGAAAUUUAAGUUAGCCAUUGCCUACUGGCAUAGUUUUAAAAAUGACAAAGGUCAAGUACUAUCAACCUCCUCUGUGAAGUGGAAUCAUGUGACAGUUUAAUUGCAUUCUUGCGAAUCUGAUUGGAGAUGUCAAAUUUUGACAUCUGAACCAAGAAAAGUGACUCUAAAUGCCAGACCCUCUCCCCGGCCAGAGGAGGCUGGAACCACUUGACCUUAAUUA